AAAUGCAAUUAUAUAAAAGGUAGCAUAUUUUUUAAUACAAAAUGAGUUCUCAUGCAAUAUCGUACGGGUUAUUUACCUAGUAUAACUAAUAACAAAAGAUUGUCGUCUAAAAUUGUACUUAUAACUAAACUAGAUAGAAAAUGACUAAUUUUACCAUUAAUCAGACAAACAUUUGAUUGGAUAAUAUUUUGUACUUAGACUUAAUUGGAGGAUGAAUUCCAAAGGGCUCUAAAAGAAAAGUUGACGGAAUGUAAAAAUGGGCUUACAUUUACCACAGUAACUCAGCCCAGACUAUUCUCUAAGAUUUUAGCAUCGAUAGAUUAUUAAGGUAAAUUAAUAAAGAGCAAAUCAAUUACAUUAAAAGGUUCACAUAUCUUUCUAUCCAGAUUCAAGAUUAUGUAUUAUUUAUUUCUUUCCAGAUUCCGAUAAUUCCACUCUCUGGAUCCUCCUCCAUAUAAGAUGCGGAAGAAGCUUGAGAUGAAGAGUAGAAUCAUUCCUCAGCCAUAGGGAGAGAAGAGACAAGAACAACAAGCAAGACAUCUCGUGUAAUAAUUACACACAGAUUGAGACAAUGGAGAGAAAGCCCUUUGAGGUUGAGACGACGGAGGAUCACAAACCCUACUCCGAUGGCGGUGCUUCUGAUUUAACGUCGACGGUUGAUUCAUCUGGCGACGAGCAGAAAAAGCUCGUUUAUAGAGGUUGGAAAGUCAUGCCUUAUAUCAUUGGUAAUGAGACAUUUGAGAAGAUUGGGAUCAUAGGGACAUUAUCAAACCUUCUAGUGUACCUAACUCAAGUAUUCAACCUGAAGAAAUACACAGCUGCAACUAUUAUCAGUGCCUUUAGUGGCACUAUCAACUUCGGCACUUUCUUCGCUGCUUUUCUGUGUGACACUUACUUUGGUCGCUACAAGACUCUCAGUGUGGCUGUCAUCGCUUGUUUUCUGGGAUCGCUUUUUAUACUAAUGACGGCUGCAGUUCCGGGAUUGCACCCGACUCCUUGUGGAACUAAAAGUUCGUGCCAAGGGCCAAAUGGGGGGCAGGUUUUGUUUCUGCUGUUGGGUUUAGCGCUUCUCGUAGUCGGUGCUGGUGGUAUCAGGCCGUGUAAUUUGGCCUUUGGAGCUGAUCAGUUCAACCCCAAGUCAGAAUCUGGAAGGAAAGGAAUCAACAGUUUCUUCAACUGGUACUUCUUCACUUUCACGUUUGCGCAGAUCAUCUCGCUCACGCUAGUUGUGUAUAUCCAGUCAAACGUGAGCUGGACCAUCGGUUUGAGUAUCCCUGUGGGUCUAAUGUUCUUGGCCUGCGUCAUUUACUUUGCUGGCCAUAAUGUCUACGUAAAAGUGAAAGCCUCGGGUAGUCCCUUGGCUGGCAUCGCUCGUGUUAUAGCCGCAGCGAUCAAGAAACGAGGGUUGAAGCCUGUUAAGAAGCCUUGCUCCGAUCUUUACAAUCACAUCCCGCCUAACUAUGCAAACUCUACACUCAAAUACUCGGACCAGUUUAGAUUUCUCGACAAGGCAGCGGUGAUGACCCCUGAGGACAAGUUGAAACCCGAUGGAACGGCUUCAGAUCCAUGGAAUCUAUGUACAAUGCAGCAGGUGGAAGAAGUGAAAUGCAUUGUAAGAGUGAUUCCAAUCUGGUUAGCUUGCGCAGUUUACUACCUGGCAAUAACAUUGCAAAUGACUUAUCCGGUCUUCCAAGCGCUCCAGAGCGACCGGAGAUUGGGUUCAGGUGGCUUCAAGAUUCCCGGCGCCACCUAUGUAGUGUUCUUGAUGUCCGGUAUGACGGUUUUCAUCAUAUUCUACGACCGUGUCCUUGUCCCGUCGCUCAGAAGAGUGACAGGGCUAGACAAUGGUAUAACUCUCUUACAAAGAAUCGGAUCUGGCAUUUUCUUCGCGCUUUUGAGUUUGUUGGUUUCUGGGUUCGUUGAGGAACGGCGAAGAGCCAUUGCACUGACAAAACCUACUCUCGGGAUUGAGCCUCGAGCUGGAGAAAUCUCAUCAAUGUCGGCGAUGUGGCUGAUACCGCAGCUCGUGCUUGCAGGGAUAGCUGAAGCUUUUGCAGCCGUUGGACAAAUGGAGUUUUACUACAAGCAGUUUCCUGAAAACAUGAAGAGCUUUGCGGGUUCUAUCUUCUAUGUUGGUGCAGGAGUUUCUAGCUACCUCGCUAGCUUCUUGAUCUCGACUGUUCAUAAAACAACUGAGCAUUCACGCUCCGGGAAUUGGCUAGCUGAGGAUUUGAACAAAGGGAAGCUGGAUUACUUUUAUUUCAUGCUCACUGGCCUCAUGUUUGUUAACAUGGUUUACUUCUUGUUAAUGGCUAAAUUUUAUAGAUACAAAGUCACUAACGAUGAAGCAAAUUCUGUGAUUAAGACCAAUGAAGAAGAGACCAAGGAGAAUCAGCAACACGACAAGAGCUAUGUCUGAUCUUGAGACUUUAAUUCUAUUUUUUCUUAUAUUCUAGUCUCCUCUUUGUUGUUGUACCUCAUAGAUAUAAGAUAAACCACUUCAUCUUUCUAAACAUGUAUUGUACAAGAAGAUUUUUGUUGAUAGUAUCAUACAGUGUAGGAAGAUUGUCUUUCGUCCUUCAGUCCUUCACCACAACAUAGCAGAACAAACCACUACAAGGAUUCGGAACAUAUGUAAUUCAGACUAAUAGAGAAAACUUCAUGAAGGAACUGAGAUAAGCUUGCUAUCUCUGUAUCAGAUAGUCUAAGCUUGUUGAAAGGUUUCAUUAGAGACUUUCCAAUUUGGUCAAUGUAAAUCCAAUCUGAUUUAACAAAAAUAUAUUCAAAUUUAUUUGGGUAUAAGUUUUCUUCCAAAGUUUAUUGUUUCUUACUCAGCUUUACAACAGAGAUAUUGCAUAGUAUUAUAAUUAAUUUCUUUUGAUUUUAAAUUUGUAAUUAUUAGUAAACAAUCCGAUAGAACUUGCCUCUAAUUAAGUUAACUAGAUUUUGACCCGCAUAUUCGUGCGGAUAUUUUUUAUUUUAUGAAUGUAUACUUUUGAUUUAUUAUAAACAUUUAAGUAUAUAAUUUUAAUUUUAGUGUUAUAUAUUGUGAAUAUAAACCUAUUAUUUUAGUAAAUUGUAUAUAUGGUAGCAUCCAUUAUAUUACUUUAGUAAAUUUUAUUGAUAUAAAAUAUUUUUUUGGAUGUUAUGAUAUUAAGUUUUUUGUUAUUAAAUUAAGACUUCAAAAUAUUAGAUUACUUUAAUUUUUAUAACAUAGUUUGUUUUUCCGUGUAACAUUUCAAGAAGUUAUUCUUUAUUAUCUAUGAUUAUACCUUUUGAAAAAUUUAAAACAUUAUCAUUUUAAGUUUGCAUACUUAUUUUUUAAAUUUUAAAUUUUGUCAAAAUUGUUUGGAAAAUUACACAACUAUAUUUGAGGUGGGAGAUUAUAUGAUUUUCGAAAUUGUUUUGUUACUAAAUUAAUACAUUAUUUUAUAUAAAUAAUUUUAAUUUCGGUAAGAUUUUUAUACAUCUCUCAGAUUAUUUUUAUAAUAUAAAUAUUAAAUUUAUAAUUAAAAAAUUGAUUUGUCUUUAAUAUUUUGAAUUAAUAAUUAAAAUUUCAUAGUUUUCUAAUAACAUAUUUUUAAAUAGUAUAUGAACUAAAGGUUAGUUAUAAACUAUUAUAUUUUGUAUAUUAUUAUUUUUUAAACAAUAUAUUGUUGAGAGUUUUAAAAUAAAAAAAUAAAAUAAUAUGUAGUUGUAGAUAUAAAAGUUUAACCUAUGUUAAUGAAUUUAUGUUUAUAAAUUUAUUUUUCUAAAAAAUAUAAUAUAGUUUAGGAAUUUUAACACAUUUUGAUGAUGAGUGAUAAUUUAUUUAAAUGAAACUAUUUUAAAAAUAAAAUAGAUAAAUUUACCCAUAUUUAAUUCAUAUAGUACUUCUAUUUUAAUAUAAUACAUAAUAAAACUAAAAAAUAUAUAAAAUAGUAUAGAAUUUUAUUUUCUUGUUUUAUAGUAAAUUUUUAAUUAACAUUGAAUUAUAAAGUUAUAUUAGUAUUUACAAAAUUAAUUAAGUGUUAUUUUAUAAAAAUAUUUAGAAGGUUGGUAAGAUUUUGUUAGAUUCUUUUUCAACAGAAUUUGUUAUACUUAAAAAUCAAUUUAUAUUUAUAUUUGUUUUAUUAUUAAUGUACUUAAUAAAAUAUGUCAUAUUAAGUAAUUUUUUAGAUGGUCCUAGUAUGACAUGUUAACAAUAGAUAAAAAAUAGGACUCUCUUUAAAUAGAUUAGACUUGAUUUUAACCCGCAC
Molecule: messenger RNA, 4238 nt
Organism: Brassica napus (rape)
Lineage: Eukaryota; Viridiplantae; Streptophyta; Magnoliopsida; Brassicales; Brassicaceae
Product: protein NRT1/ PTR FAMILY 2.10-like
Exons: 4
Coding region: 572-2419 (615 amino acids)
Biological process (GO): transmembrane transport
Cellular component (GO): plasma membrane
Molecular function (GO): transmembrane transporter activity
Source: RefSeq, a predicted model, not a curated record